Molecule: messenger RNA, 972 nt
Organism: Syzygium oleosum
Lineage: Eukaryota; Viridiplantae; Streptophyta; Magnoliopsida; Myrtales; Myrtaceae
Product: psbP domain-containing protein 3, chloroplastic
Exons: 10
Coding region: 60-824 (254 amino acids)
Biological process (GO): photosynthesis
Cellular component (GO): photosystem II oxygen evolving complex; photosystem II; extrinsic component of membrane
Molecular function (GO): calcium ion binding
Source: RefSeq, a predicted model, not a curated record
UAGGUAAGCGGAACACAAAAGAGCAAAGAAAAAUGCAAUCUUGAAGGGGCAUCAAAUUCAUGGCGUCCGCUGCUUCUUGUUCUUCCCUCAACUCUCUGUCCCUGCUGCGACUUCGCUCUUCCUCCAACAAGAAAGGCUAUGAAGCAGGAAGAAGAUAUUGUUUGCAGUGUUGCUUAGACAAUAGGCAACUUCAAGCACCUUCCAGUUUGCACUUGCGAAAGCUGUGUGGAGCUAAGAGGAGAGAGAUUGUGUUGCAGCUGGGUUUUGCUGCACUUUCGCUUCAGAGUCUUGCUUCAGAUGCGUUGGCUGAGGCUGUUGGAGUUUCAGGUGUAAAAGAGGAUUUGCAAGUUUAUGUGGAUGAUGUGAACAAGUUCAAGAUAUCGAUUCCUCAAGAUUGGCUGGUGGGUGCUGGUGAGCCUAAUGGAUUCAAAUCCGUUACUGCUUUCUAUCCCAAAGAAGAUUCAUCCUCAAACAUCAGUGUAGCUAUCACCGGCAUUGGCCCGGACUUUACCAAAAUGGGAUCUUUUGGCAAAGUCGAUGCUUUCGCCGAGAGUCUGGUAAACGGUUUGGACAGAAGCUGGCGGAGGCCUCCUGGUGUGGCAGCUAAACUCAUCGAUUGCCGAGAUGCCAAUGGAUUCUAUUACAUUGAGUAUUCGCUUCAAAAUCCCGGGGAGAGUCGGAGACAUAUAUAUUCAGCAAUCGGGAUGGCAUUCAAUGGUUGGUACAACAGGCUGUAUACAGUGACUGGACAGUUUUUGGAAGACAGGUCCGAAGCAUACAGAUCGAAGAUAGAACAGGCAGUCGCUUCCUUCAGAUUUAUAUGAAAUUGAAAGAAGAUGAAAGCAGGAAUAGCUUGUACUCGAAGAGCCAUAGUUGAUUUGGAGUUGUAAUGCCAUCCGCGUAUUGCAAUUCCUAACCAUUUUAAAUUCACUGGAUCCACCAAUGGCAUAAUCAAACCCACACUCUUUUCUC